Messenger RNA from Osmia bicornis bicornis, 1033 nucleotides. It is a transcript of the gene Bug22, whose product is annotated as cilia- and flagella-associated protein 20. Gene Ontology annotation, biological process: cilium assembly; positive regulation of cell motility; regulation of cilium beat frequency involved in ciliary motility. Gene Ontology annotation, cellular component: motile cilium; ciliary basal body. The record is from RefSeq and is a predicted model, not a curated record. Bases 352 to 933 code for a protein of 193 amino acids. The transcript has 4 exons. Lineage: Eukaryota; Metazoa; Arthropoda; Insecta; Hymenoptera; Megachilidae.
GCUAAUUGCAAGUCAAAUUGAAAUUUUCGAUAACGAGAAUUCAAAUUCGAUACAAUCGAAAUCAAUCGAUUUUUGAUUCCCUACCAAAUCAGUGACACCAUUGAUCAAACACAAAUAUUGUAGGUUAUGUUCGCAGCUAAAGUUAUUUAGCAAUUCAAAUUUUUCAAAGAACAUGUCGAAUUAAAGAACAAAUAAUUUUAACCAUUAAAUAAUGUUGAGUGCUAUGUGGGUUAUGCUGCAUCGAAAAUAAUAUUACCUAAAACAUGUAACUUCUCAGUAUAUACUUUGGAAAAAAACAAAUUGUUAGGAGAAAUAAAAAGGAACUAUCAGAAGUGAAAUAAAUAAGUGAACAUGUUUAAAAACACAUUUCAAAGUGGGUUUUUAUCAAUUUUGUAUAGCAUUGGCAGCAAGCCUCUACAAAUUUGGGAUAAGAAAGUAAGAAAUGGACACAUAAAACGGAUUACAGACAAUGAUAUACAAAGUUUAGUACUGGAAAUAUUGGGUAGCAAUGUCAGUACUACAUAUAUUACCUGCCCUGCAGAUCCAAGAAAAACUUUAGGAAUAAAGUUACCAUUUUUGGUCAUGAUAAUUAAGAAUUUAAAGAAAUAUUUUACAUUUGAGGUUCAGGUAAUUGAUGAUAAAAAUGUACGCCGUAGAUUUCGUGCUAGUAAUUACCAAUCUACAACUAGAGUAAAACCAUUUAUUUGUACAAUGCCAAUGAGAUUAGACGAUGGAUGGAAUCAAAUCCAAUUUAACUUAGCUGACUUCACUAGACGUGCAUAUGGAACCAAUUAUGUAGAAACAUUAAGAGUUCAAAUUCAUGCAAAUUGUAGAAUACGAAGAGUAUACUUCUCUGAUAGAUUAUAUUCUGAAGAUGAGUUGCCUGCUGAAUUCAAGUUAUUUUUACCAAUUCAAAAUAAAGCUAAAUGUUAGGACAAUGUUAAUAUUUAAUAAAUAUAUUCUUUUACAUAUACGUAACAGCAGAUUGUUUCGAUAUCAACGACUAUACCCCACCAUUGUCAGAAGGAGGUAU